CUCCGCGAACUCGCCGAUCAACGCAUUGCUUCCUUGACAUGCGAUGUCGAACCAACCCUCGCCGAACAGUGGCCAAAGGGUACUCGAGAUUUAAUGUCUCGCAUCUCUUUCAUUCUUCCAUGAGUGUGUGGUAUGUGUGAUCGCUGCCAGACAUGCCCACUCACAAAGGCAUCUCCUUGAGCCUGAUCGUGGACGGAGAAGAGCUCCCGGAGGUCGGUAUCGAGGUCCUCAAUAGCAAGACAAUCACUUCUAUCAUCCCCGGAGAUGAAGGCGUCGAAUUCGCAUACGAAUAUGUGAAUAACUCUGAGACAGACAUACUCAUCGAUCCCAUGUUCGACGGCCACAAGACCGGGGAGGUCGUUCACUGCGCAGCUGGAGCCCAAGGACAUGAUGUUGGUCCCGGCACCUCUGCGACGACCGUGCGAGCCUUUAGAUUUCGCAGAGUAUCAACAUCCAGUGAUGUCGACUCCGACGAUGGGCUCAGCAGCAGCUUGGGUGCGCUCGGCGUGCUCGAGUUCAGAAUCAUCCGUGUCAAGGUGAAUUCUUUCCACGAGGACAUCCCGCUCGAGGACAGAACGCGGCAGAUCGAGGCCAGUUUGGGCGGAACGAUCGAUAUGGAUGAGGACCAUCCGUGGCUUCCUCCGCCAGAACAUUGGGAGAAUAUUGACACAGACGAAGAUCCGUACGUUAUCUUCCGAUUUCAGUACAAACCACGAGCCCAGCUUAGAUCUUCUCUCUUGAUGUACUAUAAUGCCCACGAAUCGGCUGCAGUGCAAUCGUUGAGAUCUCUCUCUCCUCAGCCCGCCCGCCGUGUGAGACGAGGCAAACAGCCGCAGCGUUCCCCACAUCGCGCAAAUCUCAGCCAACGCCCGUUUCUCACUGAUGAUUUGUCUUCGUCCGGGUCGUCGUUGGCAUUUCUCGGCUCGGAAUACCAUCCCUCGGAUUCAGACGCGGAUGAUGAUCGUAUGAGCCAUAAUCGCAAGGGAACAGUGUCGAGCCGGUCCCGAACGUCGUCUUCGACAACACAUGUACAGUUUGAAGCCACCCAGCCCAGACUGCAACAUCAUUCUGUCUCAGAAUCCGGCUCCGAAACCGGACGCCUGUUGCGGCUUGCUACUGCACAGGCAGAAUGCCUACAGGCCAUAAUGAACAAUCUAAAGGAUACUCUGGAAAGACUUCAAGGAAGCAGGGCAUAGGUAGAAUGUGAAUUGGUGCCUCCGCUCACAAGAGAAAGCAUUAGGCAGCAUCUUUUUUCCAACACGUGAAUAAAGUAUUAGCUAGUCAUGAUGUCUCUGGA
Molecule: messenger RNA, 1297 nt
Organism: Laetiporus sulphureus 93-53
Lineage: Eukaryota; Fungi; Basidiomycota; Agaricomycetes; Polyporales; Laetiporaceae
Exons: 6
Coding region: 153-1196 (347 amino acids)
Source: RefSeq, a predicted model, not a curated record